AAACAGUCACGGGUCAGAUGAUCGAGCUACAUUGUAAAUAGACAGCAGCUCUCCGCCGGGGCCAUGCCUUCAUAGCCUCUUUAAAUCACCUCCGACAGAGCAGAUCGCAGCACCCGGACACCCCUUAUCCCCAGACACCGCCCUUCCAGCUGCUUCGGCUCAUCUCGGCGUGUUGAAGUGUUGUUAAAAGUAUGUACCGGUCGCUGUACGCCUUCCGAUCCGCGGAGCCCAACUCGCUGCACUUCGCGGCCGGAGAGAGCUUCCUAAUCCUGGAGAGGAGCAACAAACACUGGUGGCUGGGGUCCCGCUGCAGCUCGGGAGAAACCGGCUACAUCCCCGCCUCAUACAUCGAAAAAAUACAGGCUCCAGAGCAGGAUGAGGUGUUGCAGUCUAUUGACAGAGCAAUCGAAGGCAUCCAUAAUGUGGCCUUAAAAAAUGGAGGCAAAUACAAUCUGGAACAGCGAGAUGUUCUGCAAAAGUUGAUCCAUCACAGAAAGGAGACCCUUGCACGGCGGAGUUCCUCCUCCUCUGGUCAUAAACAAGGCCUCCCAUCUUCCAGCAGUGAAAUCUCUCUCAGUCAAACUCCUCCUCCACCCAAUGGCCUUAACCGAGACUAUGGACGACAGGGAAGCAUGCCAUUAUCAGGAAGCAUGGACAAUAUGCAAGCAGAGCAGGGCUUUUACCAGGUGCCUCCUCAGCCUCGGCGUGCGGCUCCGAUCACCCCUCCUCCCCCUGAGAAACAGAGAAACAGCCGGCGUCCAGCAGAGCCGGAGGUCCCCUCCAGAGUCUCCUCUCUUCCUCCGUCCCCUGCUCCCUCCCUCUCAAUCAGCACCACCUCUUUGGAGUCGGGCUCCUCCCACUCCCUGGUCUCCUCUGAUGUCAGUUUCCCAAGUGUUUCCAGCACCCCCCCUCCUCCCGUGCCAUCCCGUGUGAAGCCCUCUGCGCUGCCUCCAGACGCGCAGCCCUCUGACUCUUCUCCUCAGCCGGCUCCUGCAAAGAAAAGCCCGGCACCACAGCCUCCCAAGCCCACCCCCCCUUUACAGCCCGCUGAGGAGAACCAGCCUGAAAGUGAAUGGCCCGUUGCCCCCCCGUCUGUCGCUGAAAGCCCUCCUGGCAGCCCCACUACAUCUGAGCCAGUUCCAAUGACUAUUGGGGCUGAACUGAUCGAGCUGGUGCGGAAGAACACGGGCUUGAGUUACGAGCUGUCGCGGGUCGCUGUUGGCGUGGUCGUUGGCCAUCUGCAGACCGCUUUACCUCAAGCCUCCUCCGCCUUGGAGCAAGUUCUCGUGUCACUGGUGGAGAGCAAGGAUUUGAGUGCAGCUCUGCCGCAGGGCCAGGUGUGUCAUGAUGAACAGCGGCUGGAGGUGAUCUUCAGCGACCUUGCCCGUCACCGGGAUGACUCGCAGCAGCGUAGCUGGGCGCUUCACGAAGACCACGCUCUAAUCGCCUGUUACCUCGAGGAGCUGCUGAAGAUACUGACUGAUGCAGAUCCAGAGGUGUGUAAGAGGAUGUGCAAGGCCAACCACUAUGAGAAUGUGCUCUCUCUGGUUUCAUAUUAUCAGAUGGAGCAUCGAGUGUCUUUGCGGCUGCUGCUGCUCAAAGUGUUCGGGGCGAUGUGCAGCCUGGAUGCUGCCCUCAUCUCCACGCUCCUCAACGCCAUCCUCCCCAUGGAGCUGGCCAGAGACCUACAGACAGACACGCAAGAGCACCAGAAGAUGUGUUACACAGCUUUGGUACUCACUAUGAUCUUCUCAAUGGGUGAACAGGUGCCAUAUCAUCACUAUGAACACUUGAACGCUGACUUUGUUCAGUUUCUGCUGGGUGUGGUGGAGGACGGGCUUCCCUCUGAUCCCACAGAGCAGCUGCCUGACACCUUCCUCAACCUCCUGCUGGCCUUCAACCUGCACCACACGGCGCCCAGCAACAACGUGAUCAUGCAGGAGCUGAAGAAGAAAAAUGUCAAGAUCCUGUCAGAGAAAGUGCUGCUGCUUCUGAACAGAGGCGACGAUCCUGUGUGUAUGUUCAAACACACCCCACCUGCACCGCACUCCGUUCUCAAGUUUCUGCAGGAUGUCUUUGCCAGCAGAGAGACAGCCGACAUAUUUUACAGCACUGACAUGAUGGUGAUGAUAGACAUCGCCGUCCGGCAAAUAUCUGACCUUUCACCUGGAGACAAGCUGCGGAUGGAGUACCUGUCCCUCAUGCACUCCAUAAUGCGCUCGACGGAUUACCUCGAGCACCAGCACCGCCUGCGUGACCUGCAGGGGGCGUUGCAGAGGAUUCUCAGGGAGGAGGAAGAUCCGGGAGAGGAUGAGGGGAGCGCUACAGCGAAGCAGAUGGAUAAGCUAAUUGUACAACAGAUCUACAAGGAAUUCCCAAAGAUCUGUGAGAACCAGGACUAACCAUAUCAUUAUCAUGCUCACGCACUGUAGUCUGCUCCCGUCUACUGCAGGGAGGUACGAUAAAGCUUGAAAGAAGAAAGAACUGAUGUUUGAUGGGACGUCCUGUAUUCUGUGCCAGCCUGUACUGAGAGAAGCAAAUCAGUUUUGCCAAUAUUUUUCUUGGACUCAUUGCCCAGGGCUACAGCAUCCAUGUGAUGUUGAUUUCAGAAAUGUUUUUCACAGAUUUUCCCCUUUAUUUGAGUGGGAGGUUGUCUUUGGUGUGCACUUCAAGAAGGGAAAAAAAGAAAUGAACAAAUGGACAAAACAAACCUGUGAGGUUUAGCCAUACUUGGAGAUUAAAAGUAGCCAAAAUCUAUGCCGAGCUGUGGAGCCUCUCACAGUGAAUUUUUAGCAAUAAUUACCUUAAAAAUCAUACAUUUACUAAAUGUACUCAGAGUAUCUUGAAAUUAAAGAAACAGCAACCGCGACUAAACCUUAUUCUAACCAAAGUAACUUCAACCAAAUUUAUUUUAAAACAAAUUGUGAUGGAAAGGCAGAUUUUGAAAGCCACGACAGGAACUGCUGUGAGAAGACUUUGACCCUUUAUGUGCUUCCCUUAAUAGUGGGACCAAACUACUGUGUGUUACUGAGAGCAUUAUUUUCUUUGUAGAGUACAGUGGUCCUAAAACUGACUUUUCCUCUUUCACUCACCUUCUCUUUUAUCACAUUCAAAUUAAAAUCCAGUCGAACAAGUGUACUAUCAUCGCGAGAAAAAGCACACUCUGACUCAUGUGUUAUCAUUACUAAGCUUUUAGCUGAGUAACUUGCUGCUACAUAUCGAGUCUCUCCUGUGGCUCCGUCUGCAGUUUUCUCAGUCUGGUACGCUUGUCUCUUUACUGCUUUUCAGACACUUAAAGACGAUCACUCUGUACUUACGUAUGUGAAGCUCCUCAAGCGUCAGGGGUUUUGGAUGUUUACAGAUUAGUGUUGGACUGAGGGGUUUUUGUCUUUAUGCUGCAUUCACAUUCAACCUAACUGUGCUGCAAUAAGGCUUUUAACACCUCGCUGUAAAAUACUGAGUCUUGACUGAUGUGAGGAAAAAGUGUUCUGCAGUUAUUAUCUAAGAUAUUAAAUUAGUCAGUGUUUUCCAGUUAUAAUCUCAUGGUCCUACUGAAAAUCAAGAGGAGGGAGAGGGCAUACAGGGCAUUUCUUUUAUCUCCUCGUGGUCUUAUACUUUAACAGCAACGUGUACUGUUCCCUGUUUCUUCCCCACAAUGUAGUGAUUGAUGUUGUUCUCCCAUCUUACACUUGAACUUAUCUGUUUUUGUCCCUGGCAUGGCUUCUUCCAUCUCGAGAAGGUAGACACAAUCCAGAAGUGAUAUCAGAUUUUAGUUUGUGUCCAAGUACUCAUUCAUUACCUGUUUGUGUGUCUGUUUACAGUGUGUGUGAGAGAGAGAUGAACGUCUCCUUUCCAUGAUUAACAUUAUCUGCAAAACUGCUACAACUGUGUUGUAAUAAAACUAAUAAAGCUAUAUUUUAACAGUGGAA
Messenger RNA from Seriola aureovittata, 3929 nucleotides. RefSeq names its product NCK-interacting protein with SH3 domain-like. NCBI's taxonomy places the organism in Eukaryota, Metazoa, Chordata, Actinopteri, Carangiformes, Carangidae. Gene Ontology annotation, molecular function: protein binding; Arp2/3 complex binding. The coding region runs from base 192 to 2402 and encodes 736 amino acids. The record is from RefSeq and is a predicted model, not a curated record. The transcript has 13 exons. Gene Ontology annotation, biological process: endocytosis.